ACUACGUUCUGUGUAGAACUGUUAGAACCGUAUGAUCAGUGUUUAGAAUUUUUUUGUUAUUCACCAAGCUAAAAUUAAAUAAUAAUGUUUAACUUGUUAUUAAUAACUACAUUUAAAUCAUUCAAUAACAACAUAAUAAAAAAAGGGAAGCAAUAAAUUGUAUGUUUUCAAAUUUCAACCACAUGGCCUAAGUGAAUACAACCGUGGUUCAUCUACACGAAACCAUAUACCAUUUAUGGAGGUAUUAUAUUGAGAUUACCGAGUUCGAUGACGAUGACGACGCACAAUUGAACUAAGUUGAGUCUCAGCAUCUGGUUAUUAUUGAGUAUUGAUGUAAUGACGUUUGUAUCCUUAGAGAAUUAGAAAAUAUUAUAUUUAAGUCUCCGCUGCCUUCGAUCCUACCUACUUGACGACCGUUUAUCGACAGCGGAAUCCGAACGGCUGAGAGAUGAGUUCGGAACAGUCGUCGAGUUUGGUAAUCCCUCAGAAAUCCGAAUGCAUGUACACAGCAUGCUACUGCGAAGAAAAUAUUUGGCAAUUAGCAAAACAGAUACUAGAAUUAAACAAAGACACACCAGACAUGAAAUGUUACGUUAUUUUUAUCUCCAACUAUACUAAAUGCGUACACUUGUGGAAUCAAAACUGUAGCCAUACUGAAGGACUUGUAUUUUGGGAUUACCAUGUGUUUUUGAUUGUUCAGCAUCUUGAUAAAACUUUGGUUUUUGAUAUGGACACUAGAUUGCCAUUCCCUGUUCCUUUUGCACAAUAUGCUAAGGAAGCUAUAAGAGAGGAAUUUAAGGAAUCUUAUUCCAAGCGUUAUUUUAAAGUCGUUGAUGGUGAUGUAUAUGUGUCUCAAUUUUCAUCUGACAGAAACCACAUGAUAGAAGAUGGUCGUUGGAUGUCACCACCACCUCCAUAUCCUCCAAUUUUAAACAAAGAAAAAGUUAACAAUUUGGAUAAUUUUAUAUCAAUGGAUCCUUCAAACGAAUUUGGACCAGUACUGAAUCUCGAGGAAUUUAAAGCUAGAUUUUCAUAAUUAUGCUUAUUACAUAAUGUGCUGUUUAACUUUAAUUGAUGAAUCUCAUUUUAUUCAUAUUAAGUAUUAUACCAUAAUUGGAUUUUACUUUCAAGAUUAAUUGAAAGUUUGCUUUAUUCUAUUAUAAUUAUUAAUUAAAUUUUAAGUUAUUAACAAAUAAUGAUAGACAAUUUCUAGGAUAAUUUUA
Molecule: messenger RNA, 1223 nt
Organism: Rhopalosiphum maidis (corn leaf aphid)
Lineage: Eukaryota; Metazoa; Arthropoda; Insecta; Hemiptera; Aphididae
Gene: tun
Product: protein N-terminal glutamine amidohydrolase
Exons: 5
Coding region: 449-1036 (195 amino acids)
Cellular component (GO): nucleus; cytosol
Molecular function (GO): protein-N-terminal glutamine amidohydrolase activity; protein-N-terminal asparagine amidohydrolase activity
Source: RefSeq, a predicted model, not a curated record